This is a messenger RNA of Paramecium tetraurelia, 679 nucleotides long. RefSeq lists its product as uncharacterized. Lineage: Eukaryota; Ciliophora; Oligohymenophorea; Peniculida; Parameciidae. The record is from RefSeq and is a predicted model, not a curated record. Gene Ontology annotation, molecular function: GTPase activity; GTP binding. The transcript is spliced from 4 exons.
AUGGCCAGCAAGAAGAAGCAACUUUUUAAAAUCAUCAUCUUAGGUGAUUCAGGAGUCGGAAAAACAUCUUUGAUGAAUUAAUAUGUCAAUGCAAGGUUCACUCAAUAAUAUAGAGCUACAGUUGGUGCAGAUUUUAUGGCCAAGGAAGUUAUGAUAGAUGAUCGUAUGGUUACCCUUUAAAUUUGGGACACAGCAGGUUAAGAGAGAUUCCAAUCAUUAGGUGGUGCAUUUUACAGAGGAGCUGAUUGUUGUGUAUUAGUAUACGAUAUUACAAAUCCAAAAUCGUUUGAUUCUUUGGAUUCUUGGAGAGAUGAAUUUCUAAUGUAAGGUCAACCAAAAGAUCCAGAACAUUUUCCUUUUGUCGUCUUAGGAAAUAAAUUGGAUAAAGCAACAGAAAGAAAAGUUUAGGAAUCCAAAAGUUAAUAAUGGUGUAAAUCACACGGAAAUAUACAAUUUUUUGAAGUCUCAGCCAAAGAUGCCACAAAUAUAGAAUAAGCUUUCCAAGACAUUGCAAAAGCAGCUGCAAGUUAAGAAAAGGAUGAAGAAAUAUUUUUCCCUACAACUGUGACAUUAACUAAAUAAGACCCAAAGAAAUAGACCAAACAAGGAGGAUGCUGUUGAUUCAUUGAAAUUUUAAACACAUUUCAUUAUAAUAAUAAUUAUAAAUAUUGUGACUAAU